This is a messenger RNA of Kockovaella imperatae, 581 nucleotides long. RefSeq lists its product as hypothetical. NCBI's taxonomy places the organism in Eukaryota, Fungi, Basidiomycota, Tremellomycetes, Tremellales, Cuniculitremaceae. The record is from RefSeq and is a predicted model, not a curated record. The transcript has 4 exons. The coding region runs from base 81 to 533 and encodes 150 amino acids.
GUCAUGUCGUGCCCUGCCAUACAGUAGCUGAGAGCCAGCAGCGCUGUUCGCACUGGCAGGUGGCAUCUUCUUGAUCUAAGAUGCAGCAAUCUUUGAGAAACGUCUUACCGCCAAGGACGAAAGUCUCACUUUCCGGAGCAUCGUCAUCAUCACUACGGAAAUCCCUCAUCGACUCACAGAAUGAGACCCCUUGGACGGCCCCAUCUCUACCUGCAUCGAUACAUCUCAGGUUCAGUGAACCCACAGAUUCCGCAACCCAUAUAGCAUUGACAUUCCAGGGUGGUUUUGUCGGAACCAAAGCUUCAUUAUAUCUCGCGAGCAGAGGGCAGGACGGACGACAGGCAGACCAGCCAGGUCUAGAGUUGGGCGGAAAGAUAUACCCAGAAGACAAGAACAAGCGGCAGAUCUUCCAGAUCCCUUACCUAUCAACGACAAACAAUACAACCUCGUUGACAGAGCUAAAAAUCGAAUUCGAGACGUCGAGCGAUCAAUAUGGGAGAAUAACACUGUACUCGGUAGAGCUAUUGGGGUGAAUACGUAGAGCAUCAGCAACAUCAAGUAUAAUGUAUCGGUGUGCCCCU